Molecule: messenger RNA, 2313 nt
Organism: Trypanosoma theileri
Lineage: Eukaryota; Euglenozoa; Kinetoplastea; Trypanosomatida; Trypanosomatidae
Exons: 1
Coding region: 1-2313 (770 amino acids)
Molecular function (GO): protein binding
Source: RefSeq, a predicted model, not a curated record
AUGCCUCAAAAAAGAAGGAAUAGUGUGAAAACAACGGUGGAAAAGUUCAUACGGAGUGUAAAUGUUGCACCUGACUGCCAAGUUGAGGCCUACUUGUUGAAUGCUGAUCGUGAACUGAUAGAGAAGUUGGGGCAUGAUGUCCGUAUAGUAGAAAUUAAUGGGGAUAUCGUGACCGAUAGUGGUGAACUUCGUGAAUACUUGCUUUCUCACGAUGGCAAUACAGAAGUUAAUGUGGUAUAUGAACAUAUAGAUGAACCCUCAGACUGUGUGAAUAUUGCAAACAGUGUGAAUUAUGAUGGUAAACCUAGUAUGAUUGCCCCACAACCAUCCUCUGAUGUUGUUGUGGGAAAUAUUAUGGAAGAAGAACCGUUGCCAAUUCGACGACACCGAUCACCUCAUCAAACCCCUAUGUUUCAGAGAUCUCCUGUUUUGUCGUCGCAUUUGAGUGUAGGGGCCAGUCCUGGACAGGAAACCGCAAAAUCGUAUGGUGAUGAUGAAACUAUAUCAGUAGCUUCAUCCAGUGAAUUUUUAUCAAAUGUAGCUGACCGUGGAUUACAAGAGACUGGAACGGAUGCACGUUAUUUACCCAAGGGAACUACACCACCUUUGCUAGAGUUUGAAAAGAUACCUACCCCUAUACAGACGGAUGACAUAUUUCGUUCUAGUGGAGCACGACUAUCGGAACCCUCUUGUAAUAGCACACUACGGCAACGUUUUAUGCGUGCUAUAGAUUCUGUCGCUGUUGGUGCAUGUAUUAUUUGCGUCUGCCAAGAUGUAAAUCCAAUUGCUGAGAUUGAAUUGAUUGCUAUGACAAUGCAAGCUCCAUUGGUGACUAUAAAUCUUGGUGUUAAACUGCGCCAAAGACCAAAACCAGAGGUUUUUGCCGAAAAGUUUAAGUCUGCCAUGCAUGGAGGGGUUUGGUUUGUCGUCUUGAAUGCACAUAAGUCUAUUGGUACUUGUCGUGUGCUUGAAGAACUUUUAAAGGAUGCUGAAUCUCGUAAUUAUGAAGGGUUUAACCCUGCUUCAAGAAUUAUUAUCUGUUUGGAACCACAUCCACAUUUUCCACGUUUUCUUAUAAAAAGAGCAGAGGUAUUAAAGGUACAAUGUGCGAUAUCAUCAUUAUCAUCAGCAUCACAGUCAUCAUUUUCCCUUGCAACGUCAGUCUCUCGGAAUCGACUUGUAACGGCGGAAUCGUGGUGUUCACGGCGGAGUUCUAAUCUUAGCAUGGGUGGAUUUUCUUCUUUAAGUGCUGGUGGUGGAACCCCUAUUGCUGGCGAUAAGAAACGUAAGGUACGCAUUAAUGCCACUGUGGAUGUAGUAGACAUUGCCCCACGUGAGGUUGUUGCCCCUCCGCGUGAGCGAUCUUUUCAUGUCAGUGGUAGUGUCGCACUUCGAACUGCCUUUGCUGGUAUAGCUGGUGAUAAAUUUCUUUGUGUGGCCUCUGCUGGUGAAAAGGGACGAUUUGCCGUGGGAUCAUCCAUGGGAAAUGUUUACUUUGUGGAUGAACUUGGAAAUUCCCUCAUGCAAGCCCAUGCCCAUGAUACCUCUAUAUGGGAUCUCAGCUUUAGUGAUAAGUUCCACUUUGCCACCGGCUGCGAGGAUGGCAGUUGUAUUGAGUGGUCCUUUGACUCUGGCGGCACAGAUAGUGCCGUUCUUGUUCCAACCACAUUAACAUCACUCGGUAGUGAUGCCUACAGUGUUACUUAUGUGUAUGGCUCUAAACCAUCUCCGCUGCUUAUUGGUGGAUUAAGUCACACACUCUUACUGAGAUCCACAGAUGGAACGGCGAAUAAUAUAGAAAUCUCAUCUAAUGCACAAGUAAUGGAUACAUUCCCAAGUGGUCCAGUGGUGCUUGUGGGGGGAAGUGAUGGUUCUGUAACGGCCAUUGAUACAAUGACAGCGACAGCUCUAACAAGAUUUAAGGAACAUGCAAGGAAAUUACCAGCACUUACAAUACGCAAUAAUAACCACUUCUUCACAGGCUCUUUUGACAGUAAGAUUCUUUCUUGGGAUUAUCGAGCCCCACAGCAGAUAACAGGGGAAGUAAACGUUGGUAAUACACCCACAGCAUCACCUAUGCAUACACUUAAACUGAAAAACUACGUUACUGGGCUUCACGUGGAUGAUGUUCAUUUGGCAGCAAGUGUUGGUGAGAACUUAUAUUUGUGGGAUGUACGCAAACUAAGUGAGGUACUGGGCGGUUAUCCACAAGCCUGGAAAGGACUCACACGCGGCUUACAAGUAAGCAGUGCUGCUCAAUGCGUAGUGACCGCCUCGCAGGAUGGCCAUGUACGUUUCUGGAGUUUUGUGUAG